Molecule: messenger RNA, 1710 nt
Organism: Fomitopsis serialis
Lineage: Eukaryota; Fungi; Basidiomycota; Agaricomycetes; Polyporales; Fomitopsidaceae
Product: Alpha/Beta hydrolase protein
Exons: 8
Coding region: 1-1710 (569 amino acids)
Molecular function (GO): carboxylic ester hydrolase activity
Source: RefSeq, a predicted model, not a curated record
AUGGCGCGGGCAUUUUCGCUCCCCUCUUGGUUUCUGGCAGUCGCAGCGGCUUUCCUCAGCCAUAGCAUCAUCGUGUCCGGUUGGGCAACACCACCAAACGCCACCACCGUCAACGGGACGUAUGUUGGAAGCUAUGUCGCGGAAUACGACCAAGACUUAUUCCUUGGAAUGCCGUAUGCACAACCUCCUAUCGGGAACUUGCGGUUCGCGAACCCUCAGUCACUCAACACGUCGUUCAACGACACUCGAGACGCGACGAGUUACAGCUCCGAGUGUGUAGGGUAUGGUACUGACCAAUGGGAAUAUCCGAUCGGCGAGGACUGCUUGUACUUGAACGUCGUCCGUCCAGCGAACUACUCAAGCUUUGGAGAGCCGCUGCCCGUCGGCGUAUGGAUUCAUGGAGGUGGUUUCUUCGAAGGCGGCUCUCCAGAUAAACGUUACAACCUGUCUUUCGUCGUACAAAACAGUGUGGCCAUAGGCAAACCUUUCAUCGGUGUCUCAUUCAACUACCGCCUUUCGGCUUGGGGUUUCCUGGCCUCGGGUCAACUUGCCGGAGAGGGCACCACCAAUAUGGCCUUGCGAGACCAGCGACUGGCGUUGCACUGGAUCCAGGAAAACAUCGGGGCGUUUGGCGGUGACCCCUCCAAGGUCACGAUAUGGGGCGAGAGUGCGGGCGCCAAGUCCGUGGGGUUCCACCUCAUCGCGUUCAACGGGCGGGACGACAAGCUUUUCCGUGGCGCGAUUAUGGAGUCCGGGAACUCCGUCCAACCGCAGGCGAUGUUCACCGCGGACUACUUCGAGGCUCCGUAUCAGGCCCUGGUGGACAACGUGAACUGCACGGACGCGAUCGAUGUGCUUGGCUGUCUGCGCAGCGUACCCUUCGACACGCUCAACACAGCGAUCAACACGACGAACGCAACGGGUUGGUUCCCCGUCAUCGACGGCGACUUCGUGGCGCGACUUGCGAGUUACCAGCUCGAGGCGGGUGCAUAUGUGCACGUACCGAUCAUCUCCGGUGCGAACAGCGACGAGGGCACUGCGUUUGGUCCCGUGGGUAUCAACACCACCGAAGAGUUCUUGGCUUUCAUGGAGAAGGGCGCGGGUUACCCCCGCAUACCGCUUGCCCCCGCUCUUGCUGAGGAGAUCAUCAAUGUCUAUCCUGAUGAUCCGUGUGACGGCAUUCCGGGUGACUUGGGAUGCACACGGCUGAAUGGCACCCAUGGACUAGAGUACCGCCGCACCUCCGCAUACAUAGGGGACGUGGUCUACAUCGCGCCGCGCCGCCUGCAGUGCCAAACCUGGGCAGCGGGCGGCACCCCUGCGUACUGUUACCGCUUCAACACGCGCCCGAACGGCAUCCCCAUCGAGUCUGGCGUUACGCACUUCCAGGAGGUCGCCUUCGUCUUCGACAACACGAACGGGUACGGCUACGACGUGACACCGGACCCGUUCGCGGGCGUGCCCGCUAGCUAUUUCGCGCUCGCGAAGCUGAUGAGCAACUCGUGGGCGAGCUUCAUACACGACCUGGACCCGAACAGCUUCAGACGUAAUGACACCGUGACGCCCCAGUGGCCGGUGUACGACAAUGCCGACCCGCAGGGCUUCGUGUGGGAUGCGAAUGUCACGGGGCUGGCGUAUCCAGAGCCUGAUACCUUCCGUGCCAGUGGGAUCUCGACUAUCCUUUCGUUUAAUCGCGCGUUCCGCCGAUGA